This is a messenger RNA of Pseudovirgaria hyperparasitica, 2949 nucleotides long. RefSeq lists its product as uncharacterized. The coding region runs from base 1 to 2931 and encodes 976 amino acids. The transcript has 3 exons. NCBI's taxonomy places the organism in Eukaryota, Fungi, Ascomycota, Dothideomycetes, Acrospermales, Acrospermaceae. Gene Ontology annotation, molecular function: ATP hydrolysis activity; ATP-dependent DNA damage sensor activity; ATP binding. Gene Ontology annotation, cellular component: MutLalpha complex. The record is from RefSeq and is a predicted model, not a curated record. Gene Ontology annotation, biological process: mismatch repair.
AUGCCAAUUCAGGCACUUCCAGCAGCGACCGCACAUCUUCUCAGCAGUUCACAGCUCCUGACAAGUCCCACUUCUGCCACCAAAGAGCUGAUUGACAAUGCCUUGGAUGCUGGCGCCACGUCAGUUGCAGUCGAUAUCAGCGCUGACACGAUGAGCUCUAUACAGAUCCGAGAUAAUGGUCACGGUAUUCCGCCCGAGGAUAGAUUGCUGUUCGGCAAGAGAGGUUGCACGAGCAAGAUUCGUGACGAGAGCGAUCUGAGGUUGGUUGGUGGGAACACCUUAGGCUUCAGAGGUGAGGCCAUCAGUGCUUUGUCGGGGGACCUUCUCGUAAAGGGUGUCUGCAAGACAGUGAGGAUAACGACACGAGUCGCAGGUGAGGAAGUAGGACGGAGCUGGGACGUUGGGCACUGGGCAGUCAAUCACAUAGGAGUUGCUACCUCGCAUCCAGUUGGUACUACUGUGCGUCUGACGGACUUCUUUGCGGCUCUACCUGUGCGCAAACAAGCAGCGCUCAAGACUACCAGCAAAUGUCUUGCGGACAUUAAACGCAUGCUGAAGGCUUACGCCUUUACUAGGCCAACAGUACGCUUUUCGCUGAAGAUUCUCAGGGCAACCUCAACUGCUGGGAACUGGACGUUUGCGCCAUGUAAAGUACACGAUGGAAAUUCGGAGUCCAUGGCAUCACUUGUCGAAGAAGCUGCUAUCAAGAUAAUAGGCCACCAGGCCACUAGCCAAUGUCGAUACGAUGCACUCAAAGGUAACGGAUAUCACGUCCGCGCCUUUCUACCACGACCUGAUGCUAAACCAGCAUAUGUGUGCGGGUUUGGUUGCUUCUUUCAGGUAGACGGACGCCCUGUCGGGCAUGCCAGAGGCGUUCUCAAGAAAAUCCUGGAGUUGUGGAAGCACAACCUGAAAACAGCCGGCUUGGGUGGGGUCAAGGAAGGCUUUAUCUGGCUUGAUAUUGCAUGCCCAGAGGGGACGUACGAUGUCAACGUGGAGCCUGGCAAAGGUGACUUCAUCUUUAUGGACGAGAAAGCUGUACUGAAAGUUGUCGGGGACCUUAUGCAUUCGUUCUAUCAGAUCCAGACGGAAAAGGAUACUCCUCAGGCACUAGACCAACUGAUAGACUUCCUGGAGUCAACUGAAGUCGUGGGAGACACGUCUGCGAACCGAGAUCCAACACCACAGCCUGAAAUGGAACUUCCUCCUCAAGCAAUAAUCUCGACCCAUGAGGACUGCACACAAGGAUCUGGAACUUACCCCCCUCCACAGCGAUCGUCUGCGUGGGUUUCUAACAUGUACGGUGGCGAUGACGAUGACGAUGACGAACUUGCGGAUGUAGUCAACGAGACAGAUACUACAAGUGGGAACUACGAAAACUAUGAUGAUGACGAGACCGAGGAAGCAUUGAGGUCCGUCGAAGUGUCUAAUCCAUGGACACUUGCAAAAAUGGCCACAAAGACAAGGGGCAGAUACCGUGAGCCGGUCCAACUCAACACGCCUGCGAAGACUCCGCUGAAGAUUCGACCCUCCGACCUCGCUCCGCAAAGUUCAAGCACGAGGAGCCUACAGGCUCAAUUUGGCUUCCAUGAACAACACUUUGGAUUGGAGACACCCCCGGCAACACUUUCGAGUAGCUCUGUUCGACCAACACAGACGUUAGCGGAGGCUCGCAACAGAGCAGAUCCGCCUUCGUCUUCAAGGGUCGAAGAUGGAACUGAGGUAUACGCAAGCCACCAAAGACGACCUAUGGACGUUAUAACUCCACAAUUUCAAGAUUCUAGUCUUCCAAUCCCAGACCCAAACCCGAAUUCCGUAUUAGGAACCCCACUAUCAGCAAUUCCUGAAAUCUCACGGCGCCCACGAGCAAAACUCGGAAAACAACAACCGCAACAACAAACGGAACGGCAACAGUGUCAGAGCCUCCAGAUCCAAGACGAUCACAGCCCCGGAGUCCGAUUCUUCGACCCCGAACACGCGAAUGACACCAGAAGAGCAGAGCCCAAAAAGCGUCGCAGUCAGCAGAAAUUCAGACCGCCAGCCCUUACAAACGGUGCUCCCCGUACCCCUCCCCUCAGGAGACAAACAGACCCCCGAUCCAAUCGACAACGCAACAGAAACAACUCAAGUAGCAGCAGCAUGACAGAGACAAACAACGUCCAUCACCAUUCACGGUCCGCUCAGACUCCCCAUCAGACACCAUCCGAGCACGAUAUCGGCCGCUUCUUCUCCAGCCACGCGCCCGUUCCACCCAACGAGCACCACAACGAGCACCACAACGAGCACUACAACGCCGAUAGUCCAUAUUUCCGAGCCCCGGCCCCUGCGAUCGCCACUCCGGCAAUCGACUCCUUCCUCGCGAGUCUGGCCGAAGCAACCCUGCACUCCAUACCUGCUACUACCCCUAACCCACACGCCACCCCUGUCACCGAGACGCCGGACCGCGCAAAAAGCCAGGCCAAUGACGAAUCCGUUUCCGCCUCCGGUGGAAUAAACUCAAACACGGCACAGCAGCAGCAGCAGCAGCAGCAUAUCCCUCUCUGCCGACGCCGCACGCGAACAAAAUCCAUGAAUCCACUCCUGCGUCCGUCGAACGUCCGCACUGUGACUAUCCGCAUCCACACCUCCGGGGCGCAGAUUGCGAGACUGCUGCGCAGGUUGGACGACGGUGAGUUCGAUGUGCUCGGCCGUGAUGGCGCGGGCAGAGAUGCUGUGUGUUGCGGCGGGGUUUAUGGUUCGGUGGUUACGGAUGGGGAGGUCGGCUUGUGGACUGGACGUGUUGUGGACAUGCUCGUCAGGGGGAGGAAGGGUGGUGGUUGCGAGGUGGGGCUUGGGGAAGUGGAUGCUAGGCUUGUGCGAGAUGCGCUGAGGAAGGCGUUGGAUGGGCUUGUGGGUGGCGGGAUUGGUGGGGAUGAGGAUAUGCUGUUCUGAAGGGAUUGAGAUGGGGGC